This is a messenger RNA of Triplophysa dalaica, 12208 nucleotides long. RefSeq names its product pleckstrin homology domain containing, family A member 6 (gene plekha6). NCBI's taxonomy places the organism in Eukaryota, Metazoa, Chordata, Actinopteri, Cypriniformes, Nemacheilidae. The transcript has 22 exons. The record is from RefSeq and is a predicted model, not a curated record. Bases 6925 to 9954 code for a protein of 1009 amino acids.
UGUUCUGCUCUAUUCUUUUGGCUGUGAUCUCAUGUUUAUUUUAAAACCUGACUUUUGAAUCUAAACAAUGGUUUUGGUUUCACACGUGUGCUUCUAAAUUUCAUCGCCCGUGGACAUUUCUAGAGAGAAAGAAUUAUACACUCAGUAAAACCCCUUAACGCUCAUCCAAGUGUUCUUGAAAACAUAUCCAAACUUGUUCAAUGGUCUCUUCUAUAAAAGAAAGAUUAUUAAAUACUCUCAUGAUAAACUUGCACAACAAAAAGACUCUAAGUCACUAUAAACAUGUAGUCUCAUGAAUCUUCACCCAGAGGCAGAAGGUGUACUAUGUUUCCUUUAAAUAUCACAGCCCCCUCUGCCACAGUUUCGGUGCAAAGUCUCGUCGACACACAGCAUUUUUUAUGACAAGCGUGAUAAAAGCCGUGAAAGCAUCAUGUGUGUCUCUAAUAAUAUAUCUCUAAAAAUAUACUUGUUUAGUACAUGACUGGUUGUUAAUAAUUAAGCGGGAAACGCUGGGGCAUGUUUGUUGUGUGUGCACAUGCACAAGAAAGCGAGGUGAGUUUAGUCAGCCGUUCUCUAACCCGAUCCGUGGCACUGAAAUGUUACAUGUAUCAUGUUCCCUUCACAAAAGAGACAGAAACUGCUGUGACGCAGUGCGUCUUUCCCAGGGUCUCUGUCUUCAGGUGCUUUACCUUGAUGUACUGCCACUUCUUUUAUGAAAUCCUUGUCAGUUGUGCCAAGAUCAGAACUGGUGUUUGGCCUCAGGGUGCAGGAUAAUUCUCCUGUUUCACAGCAGGGAGUCUUAUAUUUUCUAGCUCUACAGUGUUAUGCUUUAAACUGUACCUGUAUGUUUAACGGUCGCGAAAUCUGUCAAUCUGUCCCAAAUGUAGAGAGGAUUCACAAAUAAAGAAAAUGCAUAAUCUUUUCUUUCAUCCCCUCUCACUUAUUCAUAUUUCCCAUUAUAGAGUGUCUGAAAUAUUAAUAAGCGCUGGUUGUAUAACUUUUUUUUUCUUCUGAGAGAUGAAUUUCAAAAACGUGUAAGAUCAGUCGGCAAAUCUGCCGCCAUCAAACUCACAGCUGGGAAAUUGUCAGUCCUCAACAGCUGAUCCAGCGACCGAACCAGGCCAGUUUUAAAAUCUUCUGGGAUGUUCAGAUAAAGUUUGGCACCUUUAGGAUGCGUCUUUAAUUAAUUCACAAAGAUACUUUUCCUUGUAGUAGGGUGGAAUGAAAUAUGAAAUAAGCUAUUGCAGCCAAUAAGGAAGAGCUGUUGAUAGAUUUUUGGACCAAACCUCAAAGCACCUGGUCUAAACCAUCCCUAGUCCCUUCGGGCAGUCCUGAGUUCACUCCAAAACUUUUUAGUCCUGGUCCUCUGUAGGGUAUGGCAAUUGAUUUUCCGUUUUGCAAGGAUUCAUUUUUAUUAUUUCAAUGUAUGCAUGCAUACUUUAUCUAUUUUAGAUUUAUUUUUUAUUAAGUUGAAGUCUUUACACGUUAUUUAUUAACAAUUUAUCUAUUUGUUUACUUUUACAACCAGCGAGUAUUUCCACUAUCUGAACGGGAUUUUGUUUCUGUGUAUCUUUCUAAAUUGUUGUCUGUUUUGAACAAAAUCCUGUUAGACAAGCAGCUUCCGUUGAAUUCAGCAGUUUUAUAUACUGAUUCCUUUAUCCAGACACGAGGACACAUAGAACAGAGACGCAAUCCAGAAAGAGAGCGUGCGUGUGCAAAAUAACAGGGGUAGAAAGAGAUGAUUUCUGACACCUGGUCAUUAAAAGUUGCUGCAAUCAUUCAUUUGGCCGUUCUCCACCAUAUUUUUGCUGUUGUUUGGCUCGUGCUGUUAACUGCUUGUCUACAUGUCAGAGAACAUCAGAUUGCAGCUGCGCCCGCAACCUCUCUGUUAUAUCGCAUGCAUGUCUCCCAGCUGUUUGCCUGAAGCCAGCUGGGUUGAGAGAGCACUAUUUUUGACAGCUGGGAUGGGAGUUUUUGGAGAUUUAGGACAUUUAAAGCAAGUUGGUGAAAUGAACAUUGUGACUUUUGUGAUGCUUCACCAUGAGGACAUGGAUGGGUUGGUUACCACUGUUGAGUUGUCCACUAGCUAGUGGAUACUGUAACGGCCCAAUCUGGUAUCAAAAUGCACACUGUACUUAGUAUAGGCCUCUUAGCUUAUACUGUUUAUUCGACAACACCAUCCUGACAUGAUCAGGAAGCAUGAGGAUCAAAAAAGCGCCUACCUGUAGCCAAAUACCUAUGUCAAGUUUUCUAAAAGAAAGAGACAUACGGAAUGACAGAGGCAGUAAGACGGGAGAGCAGAGGGCUGUCAUUUCCAUACCUGCUGAAGCCUGACUGUCUGCUUCCUCCUCACAGACUAAAGGCAGGGAAUUGCCUCGUUUCUCUCUGUUUACAUUGAACUGCUGUGGGCGUUGGCACCUGCUGUCCAGCCUAACAUGUCCCACACAAUGUCUGUCUUUCAGAUGGGCUACUAUUUGAUUUAACAGGUGGAGACAGCUGUACUGCUCACCCUUUGAGGUUUUUCAACCAGAUAAACUCAAAAUUAUUAUUUUUCCGUGCACUGGCAUUAUGAAGGAAAAAAAAGCAUUUAUUGUGUCCACAUUACUGUUCAACUAUAAUGGAAAAAUUUCGUCUCAAUUACAUCUUUAAAGACAUACUCCACCUAAAAAUGAAACUGCUGUUGAACACAAAGCAAGAUAUUUAGAAAAAUGUUAGCAAGUAAGAUUUCUGGGGUAGUCAAAAAAUGGUUUUCCUAAAUUAUUUAAAAUCUUCUUUUGUGUUUAACACUAUCAUUUUUGUCACAACACUAUCAUGUCAGUUGCUCAUAUUCAUCCAAAUAUCCUUCUUCAUUUAUACAGGUCUGGAACAACUUUAGGAUGAGUAAUCCACGACAGAAUAUUUAUUUUUAGGGGGACUAUCUCUGAAAACCGUUUGCAGGGGAUUUAGCAAAGAUAUGACAUAUUAACAGAGAAUUGAUCUUGUAUUGGGUUUGAAUUUCUUAAAGGGAUAGUUCACCCCAAAGUUCUGUAAUCGUUUCGAACCUGUUUAAAUAUCUUGUUAUGUUGAAAAAAGCGAUUUUGAAGAAUGUGUGAAACCAAACAGUUCUUGGGCACCAUAGUAUAAUUGUCCUACUAAAUUGCCUACUAAGGUUGUCAAUGGUGCCCCAGAAUUGUUUGUUUUUUCUAAAGAAAAAUGAUUUGUGUUCAGCAGAAAAAUUCAAUUAGAUUAGCUUGAAGGUUAGUGAACAAUGACAGAAUAUUCGUUUUUUUGUGUGAAAUCCCUUUAACCCACUGGCAAUUAGAUUUUUAUUUAAUCAAUUACAUUUAUGGUAAAAGUAAUACAAAGUUUAAUGAUGCAUUUUCUAAAAAGAAUUUAGCUUUAUGUGUAAAUUUGUUUUGUUUUGUGAAUUUAUAUUUAUUGGAUAAAAAUAUAUUUUUGCAAUGUAUAUUUGAAGUGUUGUAUCUAAGUGUUAUACUAAAGAAAUCCCAUCUAACGCGUAGCAACAAAUUUUGUUGUGGUGUAAAUGGGUCAGCGAGUAGAUCUAAUAAGUAAUUUAUAGAUAUUGUACUUUCCUGUGGCUCAGUGGUUAGAGCAUGGUGCUAGCAACGCCAAGGUCAUGGGUUCAAUUCUGGGAUUUUACAUACUUAGAAACGUAUGUAUAGUAUAAAACAAUGAAAGUCGCUUUGGAUAAAAGCGUUUGCCAAAUGAAUAAAUGUAAUGUAAACGUAUACUCAAAGGAAAUAAUGUGGCCUGUUAAAAUAAAUGCUGCCAUAACUGAAACAGACCCAUCAUGCACUCACAUCAACAACAAAUAGAGGAGUCUUAUAGAUUAAUAUAGUCUAAUAUAGCAUAUACAUUGCUAUCUUCCCUCACCAUAUUAUCAUUUACUAUACCUAUAGGGAGACAGGGAGCUGGCACCGUGAAAGACAACUCAACAAACUCAGAUUACAGUGAGCUCUUCUCAGCUUGACCUUCUUUCAUGUGCAAUAAAAGUAAAGGCCAAUUGAACGUCAGGCUUAUCAGAUCAUAUGCCAGUUUGGUGAGUUGCCAGUUAGCAGGUGUACCAAAGCAUCCUUCUAUUCCUUCUAAGAUUGUUCCUUUAGGCUAGUUCAUCUCAGCUAUUUACAAUAGCUUCACGGUGGUGAUGUGCUUGGGUAAAUGGUCUUCUGAAAGUCUGUGAGUGAGCUAUAUGUGAGAAAUUCCACCGUCCUGAGAGAACUUUAUGAAAUUCCUCUUCGCAGACCGAUGAUAACAGAUGUUUUCAAUUAGGUCAUAAUUAAGCCGUGUCUAAAUAUAGCAGUGACACAUUAUGUUAUGGGAGCUUGUGACGUCCCCGUGGCCCUUGGUAUUUUCGGCUCUAGUUUGUAAAGAAUAGAAGAAUGUGUCUUUGUUUGUAUGGAUAAAACAGGUAGUUAGAAGAGGUGCUUUAAAGAUAUCAGACUCUAACAUGUGACGCCACUGUAAACUCAAAUGUCUGAUCUAGUCCGUAACCGCGUCUCCAAGAUACACUUGAGUUCAGGAUACUAUUUCAGCCCACUUUUGUAAAGGUGAUUUACAAUGCAUUGAAGUCACACAAAAACCUGUUGCGUUUACUAGCACUCCUGGUUGAUUUAAGGAAAGUCUUCUGGGCACAGUUGUAGUUUCCACACUGUCAAAAAAUCCAGUAAAGCAGCUGGGGCGUCAAAAAUAUUCCGUAAUAUAUUCCUGUAAAUUACAUGGUUUUCCCAGGUUUUUUUUGUAAAUGUAUCGUCUUUUUCUGCAAUUUGACAGUUGUUGACCAUAAACAAUAAUAGACUGUUAAAAAGCAAUAUACCGUAAAAAUAACAGUUUUUUCUGUAAAUAACGUUUUUCCCGUUUUCUUGAAAUAUGCAUUAUUCUGUAAAUUGACGUUUUUUGACUGUAUUUCAAAAACUUGUGAAAAAUCAGUACUGUUAGCAAAAAAUACUGGAUUUUAGACAUUAUAUGGGAUUUAAAAAAAAAAAUUAACAUUGAAAUUCUGUAAAAAAAAGGGUACGCCGUAAGAUUGUCUAUUUCUUAGAUCUAGAAUGACUCUACACUGUUUAGUUCUUGUAAGUUUGCAUAACUAAGACUAUGAAUCAUUAAACUAGUGACAAAUUGGUCUCGCUUCAGUGUGAAAUGUAUCAUUUGUCAUGCUCAUGCCACAAUACACAGCGAUACUUCUCACGUACCUCCAAACUGACAUGCUGUGACACCUGACCACCAUUUCUUGCAUACAAAUAUGCUAGAGGGGUGGUUACACAAUAAUGUGCAUGCUACUUUUAAGCUAAACAAACAUUUCAAGUGCCAGCUGAGAUCUAUUUAAUAAUCCACUGAGAAACAAAGCGUCUUCUGUAAAAUCAAAUGCAGAUAAAAAGUACAGAUUUUGCCAAGCCCUCAAAUGAAUCAACAGUAAGGGAGUGUUUGACAGUUUCCUAGGGGAGAGGUUUUAUUAAAAGCAAGAAAGCCUUCCUCUUGGCAGGUACAAAGGUAAGACUUGUGAAAGCAUGGGAGGUUUCUGUGCCAGACAUCUGUAAGUCGAGAAAGCUCCGCAAUGCGAACGACCGGUUUGUUUUGAUCUUCUGUUUCCUGUGACAUCAAAUGCCUGUUUCAGUUUGUUUGGAAUUGCAAGCUCACACACAACAUGCAGUCUAUUUAGUGAAUGACCAGGAACUGAGGACGAUUCAAUUUGGGAAUGAAUGUGAACACUUAUGAGGUCAUUUUAGUCUAUGCGGUCUUGUUAUGCUUGUAAAUUGGAGUCAUUUUGAUUAAGUCUCAUUAGAUGUGUUUGCAUAAUGAAGCUCAGAGGACUGAGCAAGUGUACUUGACAUUUUACAUAACAGAUUCAUAUCUGCAUAUGAGUUUAGAUUUAAACAAAUCCUGUUUUCAAGUUUCAUAUGUUGCAUUUUUGUCUUUAUUCAGAAUCAUUUUGUUUCUUGAUGGUCUUUAAGGAAGGUCUGUCUAUUAAAUAUUUGAUUGUAUGAAACUAAUGUUGGCACACCCUCAGAUCAUUAUUCAUGCUCAUUUGUAAAGAUUAGCAAAUCAUUGUUUUUAUACUUAUCAUUUGUACUGGUUUCAGUGAUUGUCCGAUUUCAUAAUGCAUAAUAACACACCCUCUCUAUUCAGAAGAACCUGCUGUGCAUGGAAAAGUGUUUCUCCACCUGCCUGUGAAACUCAUUGUGUGUGAAUUUGUGUGUCAGAGGGCUUUUUGCAUUGUUAGGCUGAUUUAGAAUCAGAGUUCAAGUCUUUUAACAUUACAUUAAAGGAGUAGUUUACAAGAUUUGCCCCCAUUGACUUUCCAUAGGAAUUUUUUAUUCCUACCAUAUGGAAGGUCAAAUUUUGAAGUGAACUACUCCUUUAAGGUAAAUAUGUGCUGGGUGAUUAAACUUACAUGAGAUCUUUUAGAUACUUUUAACUUAAAACGGUAAAUUCUGGAAUAGCAAUGUUUUUUUAACUUUUUUGAUAUGUUUAUUUUGCACUUCGCUGUCCACACAUUUCAUUGAAUUGUUAUAUUAUUCUACUUUAUUGUGUGGACGUAAACUCCAAAUUAUUCUGUAUUGCCCCCAUGUGUACUAAUGUGGAACUGCAGUAUCCAAGUUUGUAUAAACAGUCUUUAGUGUCCCACAGAUAUACUUGGAUAUAUGUGUGCAUCAUAUAAUGUCUCAUGUUUUGUAAUUAAAAAGCUCCUUAACAGAGCAAAGUCACAUUUCUACUCACUGCUGUCUUUCUAGUAUAUCUUUGCACAAUGUUGAGCACUCACUAAAUCUGAUGUUAACUGCAUCUAGUUCACAUCUACCCGGUUAGAUUGUCCUAAAGCUGACCAUCAUAUCUGACCCAGUCACCUUCAUGUAGUCUUUUCUCCUCUGUUCCCAAUAACCCCACCACCCCACACCCAUCUCUGAGGAUCCACGAGUGAGUUGACCUCCAAUGUGCAGACGAACCCUUUUAGUAGAGCACGCAGGAACGCGAACGUAUUACUUCAGCGCAGACAGCCAUAAGGAGCAAGAGGAGUGGAUCCAAGCCAUGAGUGACGCUGCCAGAGUCAGGGUCGAGACCACAACUAGAAAUAAAUCCGAGCCCAAUCCUACAUCAGACCAAAACGACAUGGUAAGCAAAAGACUCGAACCCAAUUCUCACGCCCAGAACAACGGCCAAAGGCCACACACCCUUGAACCUGUCAAUCACGAGCUCAACGGACUAGAGACCAGAGUCACCACGCCCACCACCCCUGCUAGCCUUAAUACAGAGGGCAGGAUAAUGGAGAAAGGAGGCUUGCCGCCCCAUCAACCCAACGGAUGGGGUAACUACGGUCCUCCAAACGGUUCAAGAUAUCAGUCCCAGGAGAACAUGAGGGACUUACGUGAGCAUCAAGAGGAGAACGUUGUGAUGAGGAGAGGCUUUGUGCCAAGGACGGCACCGGAGAGACUCGCUCAGAGAAAGAGCUCUAUGACUCAGCUGCAGCAGUGGGUGAACCAGCGCAGGACAUAUGGGCCUAUGGAUGACGGGCGCAGUCCAACCGGGUAUUACACAGUAAACCGCGGUAUGUCACCGGAUUACUGCAGUGUAUAUGGCGGACCUCAAUACGUGGAUGAAUAUCCCCUCUACCCACCCGGUGUCCGCCCUGAGAGCAUCUGCUCCAUGUCGGCUGCGUACGAUCGAGCGCCACCUCACUGGAAUAUGGAGGAGAGAAGACGCUCUUUACGAGACGGACCCCUAUACGGACAACCUCGGGACCCUCAGUGGAUGAUGGGACCCCAGGGCCCCCAUCCUGGCUAUUACUCCCAAGUGGAUUCAGCACAGAACUCCAUGCGACGCCUCUCCAUUCAGCCGCGUUCGCGGUCCGUUCCCCGCUCGCCUUCUACUUCUUCUGGAGGACCGUACUCUCCGCACAGCUUUGCCUCACCCGCCCGAUCGUCCAGCACCAGGUUCGAUCGAGUGCCCAGCCGAAUGAGAGAUGAUGGUAUAUACGCCGAUCCCUCGGUUUACGGGUUGCGCAGGUCACUAAGCUCACCGAAGUAUGAAUUUGCUGGAGAUCGCCGCUCAUACAGUCAAGGAAUGCACCACUAUAAUUACCCAGCAUCCCCCUCUCUCCAUGGUAAAAUGGAGGACAUUUUAGACCUGCAACUUCAGAGGAACUUGGAGUACAUAGAUCACCAGAUGACAGAGAGUGGUCACCUUAUCGGCAUGGUAACCAGAAUGGUUGAACGUUCUUCUCCUCGAUCAAAGAUAUAUUCUCAAGUGCCUCCGUACCAUGAUAUGUACAGUGAGCUACAUCCCACACUGAAGCUUAAUGAAAUUGAAACCAGUAAAUUGCUCGGGCGUCUGUGUGAACAGAACCGACUAGUAAAAGAGCAGGAGGCUGUAGUCCAUCGGUUGAGAAUGGAAAAGGACAGCCUAGAGGGGGUGCUGGUGGCCACACAUCAGGAGAUGGAGCUCUACAGGAAUCAGCCACUGGCCAUGGAGAAACUUCAGCUGAAAAAAGAGAGUCUACAAAACAAACUGAUUAACAUCAGAGGAGAACUUUCUCAGGCUUCAGGCGCUCUGACCACCACUCGUAUAGAGUUUGACGCUCUGGAGGAAGAAGUGAACUCUAUCCAUGGUGACUUGUGGGAGCAGCUGAACACUGGAGGGCAUGGUGAGCUGGUUCACAGGCACAUUCAGAAGGAGUUUUGGAGGGUUCAGGAAGUUUUGGAAGUGCUGCACAAAAACAACCCGUCCCGUGGCACAGACACGGCCAAGCACAGGGGUCAGAGAAUAGCCAGUAGAGCAUCAGGCUCCUUCAGCACGAACAGUCCGGCGAGUCCAUUGAGUUCAGUGAGUCUCACCAGUCCUCUCAGCCCCUUCUCACCUGUACCUGGGUCUCAUGCCUCACCCACUAAACAUCUGGCCACAGAGGAGGUUGGCCCUCCGCGACCUCCGCUUCCUAAAUCUUACCAGCCCCUGGAGACCUCCCAGACCUUUCCCCCCUCCAUACCUCCCCUGCCCAUAAACAGCAAUGCCUGGCUGCACAGCAUGGGCCCUCAUGCCAGCCUCCACCAGGAAAGCUACAAGGACGAGGAAGAAUACCACAGCAGAAAGCACAACUACAACUCACAGGGAGAAAAGCCCACCGACUUCGACUCAGAGCAAGACAGACAGUCCAAUGUGAAUAAAGUUGGAGUUGUUCCACCCAGGGCCAAGUUACCUUCAGAACACAAGGGUACUUCUAAUGGUGUACAACGGAGAAAUGGGAAGGUGCCCAACGGUCAGAUUUCUAGGGAACGGCCAAAAAGUGCAGUGUUCCCUGCCGAGGUGAAGUCGAAAAUGACCGUGGAGGAGCAGAACGAAAGAAUACGAAGAAACCAGAGCAGUUCUGUCAGAGACAAGAGACGGAGCCUCAACCUGUCCGGCAGCCAGCACGGAGAUGGAUUCAAACCCACCACCAACUACAGAGUGGUGCGGAGGAGAGUGACUUCAGAUGAGGUGGAUAUCAAGGGUUUGGAGGCAGCUGUGAGGGGUGGAGGUGUGGAGUCACCCAGACAGGAAAUUGCACGUCUACGACGACAGAUAGAGCCUGAACACUACGACCUCAAUAUCGGCAUAGAGCUGUCUACACCAGAGAAGGUCUUAAUUCCGGAGCGAUACUUAGAAAUGGAGCCCAACACACCUCUUAGCCCUGAGGAGCUUCAAGAAAAGCAAAAGAAAGUAGAGCGAAUCAAAACGCUCAUUGCCAAAUCUAGCAUGCAGAAUGUGGUGCCGGUGUUGGAUGGGCCAGUGGAGGGACCCAGUAAUUCAGAGCAUCAACUUCAUGAGCAGGAGAAGCGGAUUGAGAUCUCCUGCACGUUGGCAGCCGAAGCCUCCCGCCGCAGCCGGCUGCUCUCCGCCCAGUGCAUCCCUAGUUCUCCUGCCUCCCCAACCAGCCUGGCCCCUCCCCAUUCUGCUGACUACUCUGACUCCUCCCACAUCAUGAAGGUGUGAAGCUCAAGCACUUGCAGCGGUCAAAUUUGAUGGUGAACCCUUCUGAGUGUCCAGCGGAUCAAGAUGAAAACCACCGAAAUAUGUUUCGCCUCUGCCAAACAUUGCAUUUCUUUUGAUUACCUACACCACGCUGAGAAAUAUUUCAAAGUGUCUGGAUGUUUGCGGAGGUCUGUGCAUACAGCGAGGUUCAUCUGCCUCCAUCUAAUGCAUUUCUUGUUUAAGAACUCAGUGGAAACCUCGACAGAACUACAUAAUUCAAUUAAUACAAUUUGUUUCGGAGGACGACAGUCACGUUACAGAAGCUACAAAACUAGCCAGGAUGUGAAAUAUGUUUACAUGUUCAUGUUUGCUCUUGGUCGCAUUACAGUGACUGGAGCAUAUAGGCCUACAGAAAAUUCAUGGGUACAGUUUAGCCGCUCAGGGUGGAUUCUGCAGACACAAGUACGUUGACAGGAAGGAUCGUGUGACGGAGACCAGUACAGAUGGGAAGUCCGAGACUUGACCGGAGGAGAAUAGCCAUGGUAAAGUAAGGACUACGGCAAAGUUGUCAAGCUCAGUUUAUCUGGAAGUCAUCAGAGGAGAGAUGAAAAUGAUUUGUUCCGAACACUGUUGAUUCAUGUUGGGAUGCCCAAAUUGACAGACCGUUAAUGUUGGGCUUUAGACGAAGGAGCGAUUUCCCUCCAUCACCUUCAUUUCUCCAGUAAAGGAGUUCAAGGCCAGACUCACUGUGACUUUUCCUGGCCUCAUUUUCCAUACUGAACAUAGGGCUCACAAACCCUCUUCCUUGCCAGCCGAGUACAACCUGUCAGAAUUGCAGUCUUUUAAACCAUUGUCAGGUCUUUACUUACAGUGUACGUCUAUAAAGAAAGCUUAUAUAUUGAUAUGACUAUUACUCUAAUCUUUGCAUCAAAGCCAUGUGGACGCAUCAUAGUGCUUUAAUGCUAGAACAAUAGUUACCAAAAAACGGUAAAUACUUGUGAGCGCUCUUGAAUAGUAGAUUAUAGAGAAAGCUAAACAUUUGGAAGUGUCCUUAGAGGUGUAAGUCUGCUUGUUGAAACACAAUGCGUGUUGAUGUGGGGCCAGCAACUUGCAUUACAGCCUGUAUAUACUUUCAUUAAAUUAUAUCAAACCUGUCACCCCGACAGAAUAUACAAAGCCCUUAUUUGUGGAUCGUUGUGCCACUUGGAGAUUCAUUUGGGUAUGUUUCUGCCACGGCACACUUUUACGUGUAAAUAUAGAUAUCACAUGAUAUUAAAUGGAACAAUAUUUUGGAUUAUUUUUCUAGCACUGGUAAAACAUUUUAUCUAUCAAGCAGCUUGAUUAUAAUGUUACGAAACGUAAAGUACGAUUUGCCAAAUAAAAAAUCUCUGUUUUGUACUUUGAGGUCCUGAUUGGAGAGCGUAUUGAAACCUCGGAAAUGCCAUGCAAGUUGUUAGCCCGUAAACUGUGCUUAUCUUUUUUAAAGAUGUAAAAGUCUUUGGUUUAACUCUUAAUUGAGAAUUUGUUUGACAGAAUUGUGUCCCUUCUUUUCUUUCUCUCAUCAACACAAGCCACGCUAUCAUAGAUAUUAUGAUUGUGUUAUUCCUAUAUCCAAAACCCUAAAUCGAGGUAAAACACAGUACUUUAUCUGUAAAAGAGUUUUUAAAGAAAUAGGUUACUUAUCAUCGCCAAGCAAAAACACCCCUGAAGGGACAGACAAAGAUUUAUUUUAUUGUUUUAGAGAAAGAGAAAAUCUGAUUGUCGAAACGAAUCAUAUUUUUAUAUUAGCACGGACAUCUGAUGUAUAAAAUGAGGUUCGGUUGGUUACAUUUGUAAAAUGAAUAAGAGUGUUUUGAAUUUUCACGGUAUAGGGGAAUACUGAUUGAGGCUGAUAUAUUUUUAAUUUAUUGAUCUGAACUUCGAAGCAUCUUUUUGAAGGCCUUGUUUAAAAGUUAUUUGUAAGUGUUAUUUUUUACGUACAGUAAUUGGAUUGGGUUAAAGUUGCAGCUGGGUAGUCGAAGCAGAAAUGUCUAUUAUUUGAUCAAAUAUGUAGCAUAUAAUGUGGGAUUAACACAUACAGAAUAAGCACAUUGGUCUGUGUAAAUAUUUUUAAAAUCUAAUACUGUAUGUCUUCAUAUUGACAGUAAAUAAUGCUCUUUUAAAGAAAAAACAAACAAACUGCUUGAGCUAUGCAAAUCAGUCAAGAUAAACAAUACUUAAUGUGCUUGCUUUAGAAGUACCCUCAUGCAAUAAAGUGAAUGUAUUUAAAAAAACA